CAGCCCCACACACAGCCAGGCCAGGCCCGGCGCCGAGCGGCCCCGCUCCCCCCUCCCCAACCACGGCCGCCAGGCCUCCGUUUCUCCAGCACACUGACCGCCCGCCCGGCCGCCGACAUGGAGCAGUGAGGCGAGCGGCUGUCAGCGGGUUCAUGGACCGGGGGAUCCAGGCCGACGGUCAAGAGCGCAGCUUCGCGGGGGAGGUAGCUGUAUACAUUUGGGAGGUUGGCAUAUCCAAGGAGUGUCAUGAAGUUUUCAGGACCCUUGGAGAGCCAGAAGCUGCCCAUCUUUUUGGAGAAUGCAGUUUCUAGGGAAGAAUGGACGUGGAAAGUGUACGUGCCAAAAUAUCUAACCAAUCAGGACACAGAUGUCUCUCCAGCACAGCGGGAUGAGGUGAUUCAAUGGCUGACUGAACUGAACAGCAUAUUUUACUUUUAUCCAGAAACCCUUUCUCUUGCCAUCACUAUUUUGGACAGGUUUUUGGCUCUGAUAAAGGCCCGUCCAAAAUAUCUGCGGUGCAUAGCCAUCAGUUGUUUCUUCCUGGCAGCUAAAACUAAUGAAGAAGACGAGAUCAUUCCAUCUUUGAAGGAUAUGGUAAAGAAUAGCAACUGUGGUUGUUCGUCUGCAGAUAUUUUGCGAAUGGAAAGGAUUAUACUGGAUAAACUGAACUGGGAUCUGCAUACAGCAACACCUUUGGAUUUCCUUCACAUUUUUCAUGCUAUGCUGAUGUCCAGCCGUCCUCAGUUGCUCAACAACCAGCUGAAGAUGAACCCAACCCGACAUAUUGCACUCCUUACCAGGCAGCUACAGCAAUGUGUGGCCUGUCACCAGCUUCUGCAAUUCAAGGGCUCUACACUUGCACUGGCCAUCAUCAGCCUCAAGCUGGAAACAUCAAUUCCUGAUUGGCUAGCUCUCACUAUUGAUCUGAUGAAAAAAGCAAAGAUUGAUAGCUUACAGUUAAUUCGCUGUCGAGAGCUUGUGGCGCGACACCUUUCCACAAUUCUGCCUUCUCAACCACCCAACGCAGUGUACAUCUACAACCCCUGCAAGCAAACCGUGGUCUCAUGUGGUAGGGGAGUGCUUAAGCUUUAUUCCUCCCCUACCACAGAGCCAGAGAUUAUCAAGGACACCACCAAAAGAAUUGGCAGUACAGCAGCACCACACCGACGCCUGCCUGCUUCAUCCAACUGCAAGCAAGCCUCGGCAAAACGUAAAGUGGAGGAAAUGGAUGUAGAUGACUUCUAUGAUGGGAUAAAACGUUUGUAUAAUGAGGAGAGCAGUCAAGAAGUUGUGGGUAUGGAUGCUGUGACCUCUAGUUGUAGCACAAAUCUGCAGAUUAAAGAGGGUAGUAUCUCCCCAUGUCCUCCACUUCAUCCUGUUACAGUCAUUUAACUGGGCAGCGAUAAAAGUUUACGUCUGAAACUGCCGUAACAAGAAGCAGAUUUAUUGAAGGGCAUACCUUACCAGGCUGAAAUGAAGUGAGCCAAACAUUUUCAUGCUGCUAAUUUUAGUCUAACCAUUUAUUCAAGCACUCGUUAAAAGUAUUAAAAAAAUGAUAUUAAAAAAAUUAAAAGACCCAAAAACUGGAACAAAAAAAGUUGUAGCAAUUUUAAACUGUUUUAUCUCUCGUGUUGUCAGUAUAAUUGCAUCCAUUUCCAAAUCUUGAAAUCUGUUGUGUCAUCUGUUCCCUCUGCAAGUCCACAAUUAACUGUGUGACAUUCAAUUUCAUAAAUUGUUGCUUACUGUCUCAUUUUGACUUGUAGUUCCUUGUGCUUAUAGAUAUGUUUGAUGUGCAUGUUGUCUUCUACAUCCUGAGCCUUUUUGGAGAGGAGAGCUUACGGAGCUUUUCUGAGAUAUAAUGUUAAACAAAAUUUGUCAAGCAAAUACAUAUUCUUGGGUGGCUAACAAACUGCAAACUUCCCAAAGAGCUGAAUUGUGCGGAAGUUUUGGUUAUGCACAAGAACUUUUAAUACUGAAAGGCCGUGCUAAUUUGUUUUAUAAUGGAAACAGCACUUUUGAGAGUUUUAUUUCUGAUGAUUUGGAAGAUGUACUGUUCUUUUGGAUCUGAAGUCAGUUUUUUAAAGGAGGAUGUCAUUGAUUUUAUGUGAAUUCUGUAUUUUAUAAAUUAAUGCUAGAAUCAGAUAACUGAAGUGGUGUACCACUGUUUAGAAUAUGCCUAUUUAUUUGUAUUUUAAUUGAGUUGUGCCAUUUUAGGGAAACCAUGAACUUGCCAUAGAUGUGCAUCAGUUUUGCUUACACACAAUUCUGAGCUUUAUAAGUUUUAUAUUGAAAAAUGCAAACAGUUCACAUCACAGUGGAUUGAUUGGAUUACCAGGAAUUCACAUAAGAUCAAUAAUGAUUCUAUAGGGGCAGUUACUUAAAGUUACACUUUCUUUAGCUCCACCAUGCAUUAAUUGAUCCUGGAAACUGUUGUUUAUUUUUCAUACUUAUUUCUUAAAUCAUCUGACCUGAUGGGCACAGUGCUCUCUCCACAGUCUGAAAAAGGUAUUGCAUACUUUGAAGAACUGCAGUUGUACUGCUGAGGUGCUUCUGGCAGCAAUAAAAUUUGUCCUUGACCAAA
This is a messenger RNA of Leucoraja erinaceus (little skate), 2581 nucleotides long. It is a transcript of the gene ccni, whose product is annotated as cyclin I. Gene Ontology annotation, biological process: regulation of cyclin-dependent protein serine/threonine kinase activity; mitotic cell cycle phase transition. Gene Ontology annotation, cellular component: cytoplasm; nucleus; cyclin-dependent protein kinase holoenzyme complex. Gene Ontology annotation, molecular function: cyclin-dependent protein serine/threonine kinase regulator activity. The record is from RefSeq and is a predicted model, not a curated record. NCBI's taxonomy places the organism in Eukaryota, Metazoa, Chordata, Chondrichthyes, Rajiformes, Rajidae. Bases 247 to 1392 code for a protein of 381 amino acids. The transcript is spliced from 7 exons.